ACUGCCCAGGAGAACAGGCUUGAGAACCUCCUGGGCACACGAGCACACAACAACCCACUCCAUCACCUGGGAGCUCUGUGAAUCACCACAGGGAAAGAUCUGUGUCAGGAGGGAGAAGCUGAAAAAUGAGGAUUGUUCUGGUUUGGAUGCUUUUCCCCGGUAUCUGGGCAGUAUCGGGUCCCUCGCAGGUGACAGCCCAUUGGGGCAGCUCGCUGUCGGUGUCCUGCAGCUAUCAGCAGGGCUACAAGCUCCACUCCAAGGUCUGGUGCAAAACAUACUUUUUCAAGAUCUUCUGCACCUACAUGGCCCAAACCGAUGGCUCAGAGGCGGCGGUGACACAGGGCAGGGUGUCCAUCAGGGACAACCACACAGCACUCGCGUUCACAGUGACGAUGAGAGAUGUGACGGCGAAGGACACGGGGUGGUAUUCCUGCGGGGCAGUGAAGUCCCUGUGGAACAAUCAGUGGCACAAAACCGAGGUGCUCGUGUCCAAGGCCACAGCUGAGGCCAGCGAUGUGCGCCCAUUGGCAAAGACAGCCCCGUCCCCCACUGGCUCUGAAGAGCCUCCAGCGCUGUCCCAGCUCGACAUCACCCUCCUGCUGCUCUUCCUCGGUGUGAAGGUGCCUGUGAUCCUGGCCCUGCUGUGCGGGGCCAUGUGGCUGAGGAAGCGGCACAGGAGCUGCAGCCCGUGGGAUAACCUGCAGCAAUCUGAGAAGUCCAGCAGCACCGCGGCACCGGGCAGCCCAGACCCCCAGCAGCCCGACCCCCCGGCAGCCCAGCAGCAUCCUUCUGGUCCCCUUCCCUACACCCUGCCAGGGCUGAACCACUGGAGAUGCUCAGCAUCAGGCAGCUCUCUCUCUGCAAAGCCUCAGCCCCUCCUGCUGCCCUUCAGGUUGCACAAGGGAAGGGUUGGUGUGCGGAGAUCCCAUGUCUGCUGAGCUGGAGGAGCCACCAGAAAGCAAUCUUGAAACAAAGCCUGGGUAUCCUGCA
This is a messenger RNA of Gallus gallus (chicken), 990 nucleotides long. It is a transcript of the gene KRABZFP, whose product is annotated as KRAB domain containing zinc finger protein. Bases 126 to 938 code for a protein of 270 amino acids. The transcript is spliced from 4 exons. Gene Ontology annotation, molecular function: transmembrane signaling receptor activity. Lineage: Eukaryota; Metazoa; Chordata; Aves; Galliformes; Phasianidae. Gene Ontology annotation, cellular component: plasma membrane. The record is from RefSeq and is marked validated.